CAGAGACAGAGACAGAGAGAGAGACAGAGACAGAGACAGAGAGAGAGACAGAGAGACAAACAGACAGACAGACGGACAGAGACAGCGAGAGAGGCACAGAGAGAGAGAGAGAGCGAUCGCCCACAAGAGGCGAACUACCCACAAUACCUUAGGGAGAGAGCCAUCAGUGCCCUCAUUGAGCUCGAGAGAAAAGCAUAUAAGAAUUUCGAGGACGCAGUCGCCCUCGCUACCGCUGCAGCAAAAGCGACGGAUGCUCUUCUCGACCUCUCCGUCCAGGAAGACUUUUCUGGUUCCACCACCUUUGCAGACCAGCAGGUGAUGGGACAGCCGUCUGUUUCUUCGGGAAGUUCGCAAAGCUUCGACGGCUUUCUCUUGGAGCUUCUUCGCCUCCUCUCCCUCGAUUUCGCAAAGGAUAUGGAGGGUCACCAGAAGGAGCAGAGGCAGCCGCAACAGCAGGAAGAUCCACAACAGCGAGAGAAGACUCUGCAGCGGCUGGACCUGUUGCAGCGUCUGGCCUCAACCGAGCCACAGGAGAUCAAGGAAGCCCUCUUGCUGCGGGACACAGGCAGUGGCGGGGCAGUUCCCCCCAGCCUUCUGGAGCGUCUGGGAAGUGGAGAGGAUCAUGAGACGCUGCAUCUGUCCAUGCUACACAAUCUUUCUUCCCUGAAAGAGGCCCCUCCUACGCAGAAGCCGCCAGCAGGCAAGGGGCCCUCUAGAGGGACAGCCCCUGGGCGUGCCAAGUCCGCCAAAGGAAAGAAGAAGACAGGCGUCAGUAGAGUUCCCAAAUCCAUCAGUGAGCAGCUGGCGCAGCAGGAGGAGGCCAGCGAAAAUCUUCACCUUAGUCUCCUUGAGCGCAUUGGAUCUCUUACAGACCUCCCAGACGGAGCAGGGGACAGUCAGUCUCUACACCUCUCGCUGCUCUUCGGCAGAAGCCCUUCACAGAAGGAUGUCGGUGUGAAGGAUCAGAUCACUAGCAAGCAGGACACUAAAGACCCUGCAGAAGUGCAGCUCAGUGGCAAAAAAAAGGGGUCACAAGCCCCUGCAAACAUCCCCACCCAGGAACAUGGGAAGCCCAUCAGUGAGCGACUCCUAGCUGCGGACGCUUCUCCGUCGCCUGCAAGUCUGAGGCGGCGAGAGGCCGCGCAGCAACAGUUCAAACAGACAGCCCCUGGGAGCAGCAGCAGCUGCAGCAGCGGCAGCAGCAGCGCAGAUUGGCUGGAUGAGGCCCCCAACGAUUUCCAGGAUAUUGAGCUCCAAAGCCCAAGGAACCUUACCACAGGAAAGCAACGUAGGGGACGGCGAGUUCCCAGGGAGAGUGCCCAGACUAAGGCAGAAAAAACACCGGCUUUUUGUGCAAUGCACAUCCUGCCGCAACAGCAGGAUCCGCAGCAGCCGCAGCAAGAGACAGCUGCCACUAGCUCUAACACGUCAGCUCUUCGCUGCACCUCACCGAUGCCCAGGGCCAGGAGACCAGACAACCCUACUGCAGAGGGCCCACGCACACUCUCCGCGCUCCAACCGGCAACCCACAUAGCAGCAACUGGAGUGCCUCAGCCUCAACCUGCAGCAGCAAGUGUUCCGGCUCGCCGGCCUGCUUCUGCAGCACCUCAGAGUGACCUGAGCCCCGAGAUCUUCUGGGAAUUAUUUUAUGCAAAAACCACUCGCAAAACGAUGGGAGCACCAUCCUCUGGUGUGGAGCGAACCCAAGCUGCUGAGAGCAACCCAGGUAGACCCUCCACUUGCGGACAGAGGGGCCUCCCGGUGACUCAGAAGAAGCAUGCAAUGUGGAGAUUCAUUGACUCCGACAGCUCUCUAGACAUCCCCUGCCCGAAGGGCUGCGGUAGCAGCUGUGAGGAAAUGCCGUAUGAGGCGGACACGUCGGCGGCCUCCUCCACAGAGAACGUGCAAAUGGCGCCUCCAGCUCCCCUCAUUGUGAAAGGAACCCCUCUCGUCCAGCGCCAGCGACCUCAGCAGGAGCAACGGCAGGCAACGGUGCCUGUACAGGGCCCCGUAGAUUCCAAUGGGCGGCCCCCUCUUCUCCUUGAGGGCUCCAUGCUACUGAUGUCUUCCGUUGCCUUCCAGGAUGCCGAUAUAAACAACACCCAAGUGCAGCAGCAGGGGUCGCAGCAAAGGCAAAAUCCGCAUCCGCAAAACCCGCAGCAUAAAACUUUGGCGAGACCGAGUUCCUCAAAACGGAAGCAUCGUAACCGGAAGAGGCGCUCAUGA
Cyclospora cayetanensis is the source of this 2226-nucleotide messenger RNA. RefSeq names its product zinc finger CCCH domain-containing protein 13. The transcript is spliced from 4 exons. The annotation marks the transcript as partial. The record is from RefSeq and is a predicted model, not a curated record. NCBI's taxonomy places the organism in Eukaryota, Apicomplexa, Conoidasida, Eucoccidiorida, Eimeriidae.